Molecule: messenger RNA, 901 nt
Organism: Mizuhopecten yessoensis (Yesso scallop)
Lineage: Eukaryota; Metazoa; Mollusca; Bivalvia; Pectinida; Pectinidae
Product: CDP-diacylglycerol--inositol 3-phosphatidyltransferase-like
Exons: 6
Coding region: 184-834 (216 amino acids)
Biological process (GO): phosphatidylinositol biosynthetic process
Cellular component (GO): membrane; Golgi apparatus
Molecular function (GO): CDP-diacylglycerol-inositol 3-phosphatidyltransferase activity
Source: RefSeq, a predicted model, not a curated record
CACGAUAUAUGUUGACGCUCAGUGCUGUUCCAAACUUUUGAACCAGAUCAUCGCCAAAGCCAUCAAUUUUCAGAUUGUUUUAACCAUCAGGGAUCGAACUCUCGCAGGGCGUAUCUGGCAGGUAAACACGUGGGUAGAGGUUUCAGAAUACCACAAGUCGAGUGGAACAAAUACAUACUAAGAAUGUCGGAAAAUGUUUUUCUGUUUGUUCCAAAUAUCAUAGGUUAUAUACGUAUAAUAUGCAUCGCCGUAGCCUCCUUGAACAUGGUGUCGAACCACUGGAUUGCAGUGAUUUUCUAUAUGAUGGCGUCUUUACUUGAUGGUUUGGACGGAUUUACUGCAAGGAAACUAAAUCAGUGCAGCCGAUUUGGCGCCCUCCUCGAUAUAAUAACAGAUAUCUGUGUGUCCAACGUCUGUUUACUUAGCUGUCUCUGUCAUCUCUACCCACAAUACAUGGUGUUGUUCCAACUGAGCAUGGUCCUCGAAGUCUCCAGUCGGUGGCUUCUUACACAAAGCACAGCCAUGAUCGGGAUCAAAAACAUCAAAGAAAGGGAUUAUACCAAAGAAAGCAGACUCAUAGAAUUAUAUUACAAAAACAAGGUAUUUCUAGGAGCUGUGUGUAUCGGGAAUGACCUGUUCUUCGCCAUGCUCUAUCUUACCUACUUCACAACUGGGCCUCACGUUGGCUCUCUCGGACUGUUUGAGUUGCUGAUGUACCUGUCAGCCCCAUUUUCUCUGGUUAUGUUUGCCGUUGGGGUAGCCAUACUUAUCCUGGCGAGUAAAAGCAUCGUCCGACUCGACAUAUCCGAACGCAACGUGUGCAAACAUGACUAACUCGACGUAAAUCCGUCAUCUCAUCGUCUGUAUGUUUUAUAUUUCACUCUAUUUAUUAAAUAUUAAU